AUGGCCAAGGAGAAGGGUGUCAAAUUGGACAAGCGGAGAAAGCUCUGGAACGUGGAUGGUCUGAAAACAUUUUCAUUCGGGCCCAAGGCCGGUGCAACCCCAGCUUCUGCCUUGGAGCAUGCAGUAGCAAGCGCAGAGCUCCUGGAGAAAUGUCGUUUGGAAGUUUCCACGUGGACUGGGAAAAGCUGCACCGCAUAUAUGAUACAGCAAGAUUUGUCCAAAUUGUCCCGGAACGCGCUGGCUGACCGCAGAGAGAGCAUCGCGGUGCACAUGUGGCGGUCUGACCCUCACGCCAAGAAAGACGACAAGCGCUGGAAGGAUAUGAUCAAGUCCUUGUUCCAGAGAAAGGACGCACAGACCGUGGACACUGAAGGUGCUAAAGCCAUUGAGGCACUUUGGGACAACGCCAAGGGCAAGAAGCAAGCAAAUGAAGCAACAUCUCCACAAGCUGCCCAGGAAGGAGCUGCAACUCAAGAUGAGUCCAAGACCAAGAAGAAAAAGCCGUCAAAUGAUCAGGCACAUGGUGAAGAAUUGGUGACGGAAGAGCAGGUGUCCAUGGCCAAGGAGAAGGGUAUCAAAUUGGACAAGCGGAGAAAGCUCUGGAACGUGGAUGGUCUGAAAACAUUUUCAUUCGGGGCCAAGACCGGUGCAACCCCAGCUUCUGCUUUAGAAGAUGCUGUAGCAAGUGCAAAGUCCCUGGAGAACUGUCGCCUAGAAGUUUCCACGUGGACUGGGAAAGAGUGUACGGUGUACAUGACAGAAGCCGGUUUGCCCAAAUUGUCCCGGAGCAUAAUGGCUGACCGCAAAGAAAGCAUUGCGGUGCACAAGUGGGAGUCUAUGCUGUCAGGAAAUGCACCUCCCAAGCAGGCACCUGGUAUUUCUAAGCAGCCCGAAACUGUGCAAGCGGGCUCUAAGCAGUGUGCGCCAGAUGGAUCUCAGAGCAAAAUCUCCAAGUUGCUUGAUCUGCCUGCAGCAGGAAAGCAGACAGAGAAAAACUUGUUGAUGAAGGAUGUGACCACUUCCAUGUUCAAGGACGACGGCCCAACAACUGAUGCCUUGGCAGUGACCUCCAGCAGCACACAGGAAAUUCCUCCCAGUGCAAAGGUUCUUGUUCCACGCAUUGCAGUUGUCAAAUUCGUGGAGGCUGCCAACGUGAUGAUUGAAACGGGUUCUAUCCUUCAUGGAGAUGCUUUGGGCACAUAUCUGUCAAAAAGCAAGCACAAGGGACGCUGGAUGGUACAAAGCCUUUUUGUGCCUGAUCUUGCUGUGGAUGAGGCCAAAAACUCCAUGGAACAUUCUGAAUGGUUUAUCUUCGGACGGGCAUUGAACCAGGACGAUUAUGAGUUUCUCCUCUCUUGCAGCAAAGCCUGUGAAGAGGCCUUCAUUGGCGUGGUCACGCGUGACUUGGAGGUUCAGGCUUUCCAGCUAGCCCACGAAGAAGAAGCCCUUGGAAUCAAACCAGUCCAUGGCAUACUCGCCCUCGUGCAAAAAGGCCCUUAUGCCACAUUGCAAAAAGGGCUUUGGUUUGUUCGAGACCGUAUCCUUCAGUUGUCGUUUGACCGGGGGAUUGAGGAAGCUUUGAAAGCUUCUGCUGUAUCAGCUGCGCAGAAGGUGAGAUUAGAUUUGGACAAUCAGACUAAGCUUGCCGUUGAGGAGCUGCCUCCAAUCAAGCGACCAGAUCAUGUUCAGGUGUGCAUUGAUAUCCUAGAGAAGCGAGCUUCUUUGGAGAGUGGGCCACUCAGUGAGGAAGACACCUUUUCAUUCAAGAAAUGCUCCAGGGCAGAUCCUGUCAUCAGGGGUGUGUUGGCCAGCCUCCCACUGGAUUACGCACAGGUCACUCAAGAGACAUGGGGCAGGUGUGCUGAUAGUUUGCGGGGCUUCAGAUCAAGCACAGUAUUAAGCCAGGUGCGGUUGCGGACAGAGGAAGCCUUGCCAACUCUUUACUUGGGCGAGGCAGGUCAGCAGUUCAUCAAGUGGCUCUCUGAUUUGGGCAAGGACUAUGAUGACUUGGACGUCUUCCUUGACCGCUUGCGGUUCCAAGAUCUUGAAGCAGAUCGCCCGGGAGAAGUCAUUGCUUUCGCUGCAAAGCUGCUUGGGAAGCUCAGCCAAGUAACAGCGGAUGUUGGUCGCUUGCAGAUGCUCCAGGACAAAGCGGGUGUGAAGGAUCCCCGCCAGCGCCAACCAUGGCUGAUGGAGCGUUCCAGCAUGAGGAUGACAUCUGCCAUCGAGAAGCUGGCAACAAUAGCGGAAGUACCCGAUGGAAAAGAGGUGGCCGUGGCUACAGUGCCAACUCCUCAAAGGAAGCGGAAGAAGUUGAAACUUGACCCAGUGGAAGAUGAGGUUGGGGAUGCGGUGGUCCCAUUUGAACUAGACCAACCACAAGAUCGUAACGUGAACAAGCGGCAGCCUCGCGACUCUCCUCUACUUUCAGAUCUCAUAGAGGUUGUGGAGUAUGCUAUGAGCUUGGAGACUGGUGCGGCCAGUCAAAAGAUGUGCCGUGCCAAGUUCCCCAAGAUCCUACACUCGAAUGUCCUCAGCAAAUGGAAGGCCAAGUACUUGAAAUACAAAUUGUGGCUCAUGCCCAAGGAGCUUGCGCAGACCAUGAGACAAGUGCCAAAUUUUUGGAUCGAGGAGCACAAACUGGACGCGCCGCUCAGAGCCCGUGACACCAUCGCAGGGGUCCCCAGGCCGAUCGCCGAUAUGGUGAACAAGGCGGUGUCAGAGGCAACCAUGGGGCUGACAGAUGCAACAAAGAGAGCAGACGCCUGCCAAGAUUAUACAAUGGUGAACAGGAGUUUGAGGAAAGCCAUGGACAAGUACAAUGAGAACUCUGAGGCUUUGGUUGCACAGAUCCGGGAAAGAAACCAGGAAGCUUGGGCCGAUUUCAAGAGGUGUGUCCAAGUGGGGCCUGACGAAGAAAAGCCCUCCAUGAGGAAGAUAGCACAAGAGGAAGCCAUUACACCAAGCAUUUUGCGUGGGAAGCGUGCUUUGCUGAAGGCAUCUGGGACCAAAGCCCCAUGCAAGAAGAAGAAGCUGGACCGAGCAGGUGGAGAGGGCGAGGACUUCCGCCUAGACCCGGUUUCCAAUGCACGCAAAUGCUUCACCUUUUGUGGAAGUCUCUGGUCAGACGGAUCACCAGGCCCACUGGCAGUAUCUUUCCCAGCAAAUGGCAUCCCUGGAGCUUUGCGGAAAGAGAUCAACAAGAAGCACAUUGGCAGAGUGCAUGUAAUGGAGACCAUGGGGCCCUCGCAUUUCUUCAAUGGCGAGUCCAUAUUAGAAAUGUACGAGGAAGUGGUUGGCCAUGCGUUCAGACUAAAAAGACAAGAACUUGGCCUUGCUGCCACAGCACCUGGUCUCCUGCUGUGUGACGGGUUUACCGGAGCCCAUGCGGCCAAUAACGGCCUUCAGCAGCGACGACUGCGAUGGAGCGAGGCUGCUAAUGUCCACUUGCCACCCCCCCAACCGGGGGGGUGGUCGGCAAAAGGACAACCUGCUGAUCAACUGUUCGGGUUGUAUAAGCAAAGAGUCAAACGCAUCAUGGAUGUGAAAAUGGGAUAUGGUGACGACUUCUUUAGCAGGGAUAAGUUCGAGACCCUCCCCCUUGGCACCACAGGCCAGUGA
This is a messenger RNA of Durusdinium trenchii, 3621 nucleotides long. NCBI's taxonomy places the organism in Eukaryota, Dinophyceae, Suessiales, Symbiodiniaceae. The record is from the annotation of a GenBank genome assembly.